CGGAACGCAACCUUGCCGCGACCAACCACAAAUCGGUCUUUCUGUCUUGCUCGCUUUUUGCUACGCUAUCACUCUGGCUGACUGAAGAGGUUCAUCUGCCAUACGUAGGGCUUGUGGUGAUCCCCGGAGAUCCCAUCUUGGUAACUCGACUCGGAGGGCAUCUUCGGCUCACUUGGAUCAUACUCCGAACAUAAGCCACUGUCAUACCAGGCCAUGGCCAGCUUUGAAGACUUGUUCAACUCCAGUGUCUUGCAGGUCUUUGCACCGGGAAGUGCACUCGAGUUUCCGGAGGGAGUGUCUGGUGAACGGACGAAAGACUGGCUUUCUUGCUUGUAUGCAGAACCUACGGAUCGGAAGGUAGCUUUCUUCGACGAGAUCAUCAACUUCCUUCUCAUUAUCCGCUUCCCUUAUGCGCAAGACGAAUCCGAAGCCACGCCCGAGCCUAGGCCUCCAAUCAGCCUUCUCUCCUUCCUCGCGCAUCUCCAAAUCUCGUAUGAGGCCUCCUAUAUAUCUCCCUUUACCUCUGUCCCAUCAACCUCCUCCGGUGCUGUCCCCGAAAUAGGCCGACCGCCUCCUCGAACGACCUCCAUCAACAAGGACAAACCAGUCUCCCUGCUCGCCGCUGCCCACCCGACCAUUUUCCCUCCGGCCACACCGAACCCUGUCCCCUCCGCAGCCAAGUCCGAUCAACAGUACGUCCAGUCUCAGGGAACCCAACUCACGACUGGCGUAUGGGGAGAGCAUCAUAUGGGCCCGACAAGAGAGACAUCUGAGGCCUUCUCGCUACUUUGGGCAGAGGAUGAACAUGAAUGGGUCGCCGUUUACCGCAUGUCGGUACUCGUGCGUUACAUGGCAACGAAGUUCGAAGAUCCCCUUCUUUCUUUGACUGUCUCAACAACCCUGCGCGAGAAGCCACUCCCUGUGACUCCUCCACGACAAUCCAUUGCUGCGCUCUUGGAAGAAUUCGGCGGGUCCAGCAAUCCGCUGGACGUGAUGUCGCCCAUCAAGUCUGCAGCCGGAGAUGCUCCAAAUAACGGAGAGCAGAACGAUGACGAUGACCUGCUUUCAGGGCUAGAAGAGAUCAAUCUUCUAGAGGGUCUCCAAGCAGACCCUACAUUCGCUGCCUCAGAAGACGCACCCCUCAAGCUGCCAUCCACUCGUCUUGGGCCAAAGACCCGCCGUACAGCAUUCGCCCUCCCUCCAUUAUCGGGCUCCUCGUCAUCUUCACAGCAGUCUAGGGCGUCAUUGACAGCCUCCGCGGCGGCGAAGACAAAGCUGCCACCUCCACCCGCCAGCUCCACCUUCCGCAAGUCGUUCCGCAAGACUAUGAAGGUCGUCUCCGGGUUCCACGUGCGCAUGCGCACAGUAUUCGUUCCAUACUUUCUGCUCCCACGCAACGGGCAAAAGAAACGCAAAGCCAUCGGGACCACCGAUGAAGAAGACGAAGACGAUGUCGAGAGCCGCGAGCAGCGUGAGGCAGGCAAUGAAGAGCACACUGUCGUCCUCUCCGUCGAGAUCGAGAACAUAUUCCCUGACAUCCCUGUACCCACUGUCCCGAACUACAGCUUCGAAGUUCAGCGCGCGGACGUCACGGUCAGCGGGACCGGCGCGAAGACCGUGCUCGUCGCGUGGGGCGACGCCGCGGACGUCUUCCCCGUGCGCAUCGGCCCGAAUGAGCAGGUGAACCUGCUGUACGCUGUGUCGUUCUUGCGUGCGCCGGAGGUGGAUGAGAUGGCUAUGGCCCCUGGGACGGGCGGACAAGCGGGAAAGAGGACGAGCGUCGCGUCGGCGGCGGCAGCAGCGCAGGAGAUGCGCCGUUCAGUGUCGAUUAACAUCAGCGUGCGGCCGUUCGAUCAACCCAGUGCGCCCGGUAAUGCGGGGGCGGUGGAUACAGGACCAGUGUCGUACCCCACCAGGACGUAUGCCUCAUACUGGAGCUGCAAGCUCAACUUCUCGUCGGCGACGAAUACUACUGGGGGACGCAUGGGCGAAGAUGGCUUGGAACUGACCGCGUUGCCUACACCAGCCUCGCCUUUCCCUAACAUACAAGCACGCAUACCGACUAUCGUCACGAACUCCGCAUCGUCCUCUCGCCCACAGUCCCUCCCGAUCUCGAGCGUAGCCGGCAGUCGCAAGUUCACGUACAGUGCCCUCGACUCUCCCGCACCAGACAGGCGCGCCAAGGCGAAGUCACCCGUAAACUAUCAGGGCCCUACUGCCAUGCUCAACCCGGCCAACCAGCCCCAGAGCGCCGCCAUACCCCUCACUGCCGAUCCACGCAACCUCAACUCAAUCAUCACAGGAACAUCUCCCGGGGCGGGCAACCGCGGCUCUAUCCUGCCACCGUCACUUGCGUUCCAAUCAUCAUACCCCCGUUCACCCACGACGUACGCAAGCCCGCAGGACUCGUACUUCUCGUUCGCCUCACUGGGACAGGGCCAAGGAGCGUCGCAAUUCGACGUCACCGGGGCGGAGGAACCUGGCACGCCCCGCACACCGGCAUACCCGGCGUAUCCUGGCUCGCCACCCCCAGUACCGCCGACGCCAUUCUGGCAGGCGCCGCUUGCGCAGCAGACUGGUGCUGGUGCGGUUGGGCCUACCAUUGACAUGCGGCGUGAUCGCGGCGGUGUAGGUUCAGUGCUGACUCCGGGCCUUACCAUCCCUGGGUUCCCCAGCAACGUAGAAGUCAGCGCGGAGGUGGAGAACAAGGCGGAGGCGGGAGGACAGCCGAUCGUCGUCAGUGUUGGGCUGUUCCCAGCAGUCAAGGAGGGUAGCGCCGAGGGUAAGGGAAGGUCGUCGGGCGACAUAUACCCGCUGGAUCAAUUUACUCUGGAUAUCUUCGUCUUCAAUCAGAGCUCGUGGACGCGGAGAUUCGAGGUGAGCCAUCCCGACGAGAGGCGGCGGAGGCGGAAGGGCAGGGGCGACGGGAAGAAGGCUGACGGAGGAUCUCCGGGGAUUAUGCCCCUGGAGAAUCGAGUGCGCAUCGGGCCACUACUGCCGUCGACUUGUCAGUCCGUGCGGAUGGACUUCUUGGCGCUCACCCCAGGUGUCCACCCCAUCGAUGAGCUGGUACUAACGGAUGUUCAGAGCGGGUUUAGUAUGCAUCUACGAUCUGUCAUGGACGUGGUCGUAUGUGAACCAUGAACUCAAAUACAAGCGCGCCAGUCUAUUGUUGUGACCUAUCACUCGGGGAGUCAGGAUUCUGCGUCUGCUGUCAGUCAUGAUACCCUUCAGUCCCUGAGCUGAACAUUUGCACGCAUAGACCGGUUGCUUGACAGGUUGACCGGAAGCACUGUUUGGCGAACUCUUUUCUUUCAUACAGUAACCGACCCUCUCAGAGGAUAGCAGUGAUACAGAAGCUAUCACGGCGCAUCUCGUCUGUGCCUUUACUAAAGACGACGGGGUGAUUCUAGAUCCACAGUGCUAGGAGAGUUCAUAGGUUCCGUAUACACUGGAGCUGAACGCCCCACGCAAUCACCUUCCAUUCCUCAUAGAGGCCAUCAGGGUCAUCGAACAUUAAACGUUGAUACAGUGCCACAGCCUGGCAUAACUAGGGUUCACACAGCCCUGACGCGGGUACGACCUC
Molecule: messenger RNA, 3586 nt
Organism: Rhodofomes roseus
Lineage: Eukaryota; Fungi; Basidiomycota; Agaricomycetes; Polyporales; Fomitopsidaceae
Product: TRAPP trafficking subunit Trs65-domain-containing protein
Exons: 6
Coding region: 214-3144 (976 amino acids)
Biological process (GO): intra-Golgi vesicle-mediated transport
Cellular component (GO): TRAPPII protein complex; trans-Golgi network
Source: RefSeq, a predicted model, not a curated record